This is a messenger RNA of Prunus armeniaca (apricot), 375 nucleotides long. The record is from the annotation of a GenBank genome assembly. NCBI's taxonomy places the organism in Eukaryota, Viridiplantae, Streptophyta, Magnoliopsida, Rosales, Rosaceae.
AUGGGGAAUUGUAUAAGGCAUGAGCCGUCUAUGCAAUGGGGAGGGGAUGAUUGGGGUUGCAUGGCAAAUGGUGUAGAUGAUCAUGAAGAGGGCAUGGAGGAGAUCAUGAAGAAGAAGAAGAAGAUCAAGAUGGAGGAGGGCCAGGGGGGUUUUGAAGAUUUGGGAGCAGCUGGGUUGGCUAAGAAACUUGGUGGAGCCACAGAGGUGAAGAUCAAGAUCACAAAGAAGCAGUUGGAGGAGUUGCUGGGUAGGGUGGAUUUGAAGCAAAUGUCAGUGCAACAGGUUUUGGCUAAGCUGAUUAGCUUUGGUGAUCGAUAUGAGGCCCAUCAACGGUCUUGGAGGCCUGCCCUUCAAAGUAUUCCUGAGGUUAAUUAA